CGUUAAGCCCUAAGGCAACACCAGGUAGACGAGUCAAUCGUGAGGGGUGAGAGAAUCGUUCAAUCUCUGUGUACACAAUAACCUAAGUGUUUCUCUGAACGUGGGGUGAAUAGGCCUGGUCUUCCUCGUGAGAGCGCCACAUCGAAUAGUGACGACACUUUAAGGAGUUUCAAUGAUGGACAAAAAUGUGGGCGUGUCAAUAUCGAGUGGUUAUUAAUCGGUUCAGCUGAUAUAAAGCAAGCGCUUGUGAAACAGGUGUAAAACCGCAGUGCACGUGUGUGGACCGAGCACCAUGGCUGAGGAGAGCUGUGUAUCUAUGUACAUCGCCACCGGCGUUGUCACCGUCACCGUUCUGCUGUGGUAUUUACGACGAGCAAAGACCAGGCAUGCGGAGCCCCACCCCCGGGAUACCGUGAUGCUGCACCAGUUGGGGAAGGGCGUCCACGUCCCCAGUAUCAGCCCCUUCGUCCUCAAACUCGAGACGUAUCUCCGGAUGUCCAGCAUACCAUACAAGAAUCUUUUCGACAGAAAAAUGUCCAGCAAAGGGAAAACACCUUGGAUUGAAUACAACGGGGAGCAAGUCCCGGACUCAGAAUUCUGCAUAGAAUACCUUAAUGCCAGGUUUAGUGUGGAUCUCAACUCCAAGUAUAACCCAUCAGAAAGAGCCAUAGGCAGAGCGUUCCGGAAGCUGGCAGAGGAAGACAUCUACUGGUAUAUUGGUCUUUCAAGAUGUGUGUACGAUAGAAACAAGGCUAUAUUCUCUCGGCUUGGGCUAAACUGGCUGGUUAAGAAGAUAUUAAUGCGGAAGGCGUUGACCAGUGCAUGGCAUCAUGGGAUAGGAAGGCACUCCGAGACGGAAGUGACGCAUAUUGCAGAUGGGGACCUGAAGGCUCUGUCAGACUUCAUAGGUGAUAGAAAGUUCCUCCUGGGAGACAGCCCGUGCCAGGAAGACUGUGCGGUGUUCGGGAUACUGGCCCAGGUUGUGUGGCAUAUGCCUGGAUCAGAGGGAGAGAGGGCAGUUAACGAACAAUAUACCAACCUGAGACAGUACUGUGUGAGAAUGAGAGACAUGUAUUGGCCAGAUUGGGAUGACAGAGUAUUGGAAAGGAUAUGACGUCCGCCCGAGGGACACGUACAAUUAACAGUCUGCCAAGAUUACCGCCCAGUUCUAAUUAAGGGAUCCAGCGAUCUUCGUGUACAAACGCUGUCAGGAUGGUAAUAUUAUCACAGCGAAUGUCUAUCAAAGGCCGGUGGUAUCGUCGACUGUUGCUUCAAUAAAUCCACCUGAUGAUGUCAAGGCCACGACGGGUGCGAUGGGGUAACCUAGUGGUUCAAGCGUUCGCUCGUCACGCCACAGACCCAGGUUCGAUUCUCGCAUGGGUACAAUGUGUGAAGAAUACUUUCUGCUGUCCGUCGCCGUGAUUAUGCAGGAAUAUUGCGAUGGCGGCGUAAAACCAUACUCCCUCGCUCUUGUCGAGCAUGUACCUAUAUUCAGUGUUUCAGGAACCACGGACAUAUUGGGAACCACGGAUAUAUUGGCAAUGAGAAAAAACACGACCAGUUGAAAGUACAUAUUGCUGCGCCGGAUACAGUGAAAUACACGUGAUUAUGAGAAUGUUUAUAUGUGUGCUUGUGGCAAUAUGUGGCGUGGUAUGUAUGCGAUUCUAAUGAAUUAUAAAUUAUGACAUGGUUGAAAGAUCUGAGUGAUAGCCGAACCCGUUCCCAAGGUGAUCGUAGUUAUUAUACCGCACAUUUGAUAUUUGGACGUUCCAACUGGAAGGGGCGUUGGGGUAGCCUAAUGGUUUAAGCGUAGGCUCGUCACGCUGACGACCCGGGUUCGAAUCCCCACAUGGGCACAAUGUGUGAAGCCCAUUUAUGGUGUCCCCCGCCGUGAUAUUGCUGGAAUAUUGCUAAAAGCGGCGUAAAACCCAACUCACUCACUCACUCCAACUGGAGAUGACACCGUCCGGAAUAUCAGGGCGUAACUGUGUGCGUCUCGUUUGUGUGCUGAUUGUCUAUUGUAACAUACUGAACCAAAUUUUAUUUCCUAAUUAAAACACGCAACGGUGUUUUCAGUGCAUUUACAUAUAUCUGUAUUCAUUUUGUAAGAAAUAAAACAUUAAGAAUAUUG
This is a messenger RNA of Haliotis rubra (blacklip abalone), 2131 nucleotides long. Its product is annotated as failed axon connections homolog. NCBI's taxonomy places the organism in Eukaryota, Metazoa, Mollusca, Gastropoda, Lepetellida, Haliotidae. Bases 293 to 1114 code for a protein of 273 amino acids. The record is from RefSeq and is a predicted model, not a curated record. Gene Ontology annotation, cellular component: cytoplasm. The transcript is spliced from 6 exons.